Messenger RNA from Cinara cedri, 708 nucleotides. Lineage: Eukaryota; Metazoa; Arthropoda; Insecta; Hemiptera; Aphididae. The record is from the annotation of a GenBank genome assembly.
AUGAAGGAAAUAAAUUUAGAUUUUAAAGACAGGAGAAUUAUAUAUAACCUCUACAAAAAUCAAAGCGUAGAAAUUAAAAUAAAUAAUAAGUCAGCUAGUGCGAAAAUACGUAGAGGUGUAAGACAAGGGUGUCCACUUUCACCAUUAUUAUUCAACUGCUACAUAGAAAAAAGUAUUAUGGAAGUUAAAGAUAAACUUAACAGGCUUGGGAUUGGNCUAGCAGAAACAGAGCACGACCUUCAGAGAGCUCUGGAAGAAAUGCAAAUAAUUAUAAAUAAGUAUCAAAUGCGUAUAAAUUCAAGUAAAACAAAAAUUUUAGUUUGUGCUCGUGAACCCACUAUUAACGCAAAUAUUUAUUUAGAAAAUCAACUUAUUUCCCAAGUUUCUAGUUUUAAAUACUUGGAAAGUCUAAUAACAUCAGACGGAAGAAGUUCACAGGCAAUUAAACAAAGAAUCGGGCAAGCAAAAACAACUUUUAUCAAGAAAAAGAAAAUUUUGGUUUCGAAAAAAAUUAGCAGAGCAAUAAAAAAGAAUUUUUUAAAAACGUUUGUAUGGAGUGUCACUUUAUACGGCUGCGAGACAUGGGUUAUUAAUGAAAAGGAAAAAAAAUUCCCGGAAGCAUUUGAAAUGUGGUGUUGGAAACGAAUGGAAAAAAUAAACUGGACAGAAAGAGUAACAAAUGAAGAUGUAUUGACCCAAGUUGGAUAA